CGCUGGCUGGGAGAGCAGACUUUCUGUGCUGGUUGAGGGCGCUGCAGGGCUGUGGUUGUGGUGAAGGUCGCCGUUACGCGGAGAUGCUCGCCGUGCCGUUUCUGCCGCUGUGGAGAGAGCGGCGCUCUGGAGCGCGUGCGGGAGCCCUCCCCGUAUGCCGUGUCUCGGCAGGAGCACCUUCGCCUUGUGGAGUCAAGGACGGCGUCUCCACAGGCAGAGUGGGACGCUGGCCCCAGGGCCCGGGUGGCCAGGUGUGCGUCCCGUACAAGCUCUCCGCUGCCUUCUACGACUAUGACGUGGAAACGAUCACAAGGGCGACACAAGAGUUUGAGAAGAAAACCUGCGUCUGGUUCAAACCACACGCAGGCGAAACGGACUUCAUUCACAUCCAGGACUUGGGCGGACCUCUCAGCAAGAGCUGGUCACUGCUGGGGAAGCAGGGGGGGGAGCAGCCGCUGUCCCUGGAGCCUGGCAAGGUGACCAAGGGCACAGUUCUGCACGAAUUGAUGCACGCGCUCGGCUUCCAGCACGAGCACUGCCGCAGUGACCGCGACAAGCACGUCUGGGUGGUGCCAGAGAACAUCAAGAAAGAAUGGAGAGAUCAGAUUGUGGACAUCAAAUCAAACGAACAGGAUUUGGCAGCGCCCUACGACUGCAGCUCCGUCAUGCACUACAGCAUGUUGGCAGGCUCUGUGGAUGAGCGCAAUCCAACGAUCAUCCCCAGGGACGUUCUGUCCAUGCUGCACAUGGGAGAGAGCAACACGCUGAGUUCCUGCGACGUGGUCAAGGUGCAGAAGCUGUACGGCUACGAGGCGGAGGUGCAUGCUGCUCCUGCAGCGGUGGUCCAGAGGAGCAGAACCUCAGCUGAUGAGGAGGCGCCACUGGACAGCCGUGUCGGCGUUUGGAAGGCGAAGACAAAAGAAGAAGUGGACGAGGAAACCGAGAAGAGAGGGCUGGAUUGGAAGGAGAAAACGGACCCACUUAGGAACCUCAUCAAGGAGCUGAUGGAGAUCCGCUGGUAUGACGCCUCCUCAGUGCCCCGCCUGCAGAGCCUGCUGGACAUGCUGUCUCAAGACCGCCCUGAGAAAGAGAAGGAGAUGCUGUUUAAAGUAUUAAUGCAAGAGGGGGGUCCAGGUAUGUUUUUAUUUUUUCUGGACAGCAAUUCAACUUGGGCUUUGAACUAAUAUAAAUACAGGGCAAAAACUCACAUUCAGAAAUAGCACUGCCUUCAAAGGACACGUGUAUAAAAGGUGACGUUUCGGGCAGUGGCCCUUUGUCGAUCCUAUCAAGUGCUAUGAAAAGAGAGCAUUGAGCUUAGCAUCGCCUAUCAUUCACUUUACAUUUUAAGGCAGUGUUAUUGUCACGUGUGUUGAGUUUUUUGUUGUUUGUGCUUGUGCCCCACUGCCAACACAGUAUCACCCAAUUAUUUGUUGAAAUCCAGAACAGGAAUAUGUCACAGUGAUGUACAACUGGGGAUCGGAAAGGGAUUGGCAGAAUGCGGAUGAACAAAAGUGAAGAAAUGUUCUCAUAAUUCAUAUGAAGGGGGGUUUUCCUCCCACUUGUAUAAACACUCAUUAUACAUUUUUUGAACACAUCUAAAAAUAAAAACGCA
This is a messenger RNA of Lethenteron reissneri (Far Eastern brook lamprey), 1612 nucleotides long. Its product is annotated as astacin-like metalloendopeptidase. Lineage: Eukaryota; Metazoa; Chordata; Hyperoartia; Petromyzontiformes; Petromyzontidae. The record is from RefSeq and is a predicted model, not a curated record. Gene Ontology annotation, biological process: proteolysis. Gene Ontology annotation, molecular function: metalloendopeptidase activity; zinc ion binding.